Hippocampus zosterae (dwarf seahorse) is the source of this 4514-nucleotide messenger RNA. It is a transcript of the gene btg1, whose product is annotated as B-cell translocation gene 1, anti-proliferative. Gene Ontology annotation, cellular component: nucleus; cytoplasm. The transcript is spliced from 2 exons. The record is from RefSeq and is a predicted model, not a curated record. NCBI's taxonomy places the organism in Eukaryota, Metazoa, Chordata, Actinopteri, Syngnathiformes, Syngnathidae. Gene Ontology annotation, biological process: negative regulation of cell population proliferation; negative regulation of mitotic cell cycle. Bases 314 to 862 code for a protein of 182 amino acids.
CUACCCCAUUAGAGGAGCUUCACUUUGGAGGAGGGCAGUGGAAAGGGUGGACUGGUAGAGCCCGGAAGGAUCCCAUCUGAAGACCUCCCCCUUUUGCGUGGUAUUUACCAACAGACAGGCUUCUGUCCAUCAACUGCGUCAAGCGGAUCCACGCGAGGAAAACAAGCCGCCUGCCGCCAAAAACGCUGAGCCCCUCAAUGAGCACAGGAACCAGCGCACUUCGAUCUUGGAUCAAAGUGGAGAAAAAGACUCACCGACGAGCGCGCAGUGACCAGAAAAAAGCGCACACAGGCCGUGGCCGUUGCCUUCCUCAAUGCAUACCCUUUGUGCCCGGGGAACCAUGAAACCAGAGAUCAACGCCGCCGUGGGAUUUUUGUCGAGAUUUCUGCGGGUAAAAGGACACGUAAACGAUCGGCAGGUCCAAACGUUCAGCCAGAGUCUACAGGACAUUUUGUCGGAACAAUACAAGCACCACUGGUUCCCAGACAGGCCCUGCAAAGGUUCAGGGUACCGCUGCAUCCGCAUCAACCACAAGAUGGACCCUCUGGUGGGGCAGGCGGGCCAGCGUAUCGGCUUGACCAUCCAGCAACUCUACCUGCUGCUGCCCAGCGAGCUCACGCUAUGGGUGGACCCCUUUGAGGUGUCCUACCGUAUCGGCGAGGACGGCUCCAUCUGCGUCCUGUACGAGUCGCAACCCAUGCCGGCGGUCAUGCCGGGAACGGCGGUCGCCGGCUCGCCCUCGGGGAGCGGCGGCUCGGGGAGCCCGAUGGUGGACAGUCACAUCAGUUGCAAGGAGGAACUGAUGGUGCUGGGCAGAGCCAGUCCCUCCAAAGCCUACAACAUGAUGACGGUGUCCAGUUAAAUGGUGCGCACUUUCGGCCUACUGCUCGUUCAGGGUCACACCUUGGCCAGUCGAGAUGAAUUUGACCGGAUCGAGGCGAGCCUUUUUAAAAGCUAAGAAUAUGAAACGAAAUAGUGAAAGAGGAAAAAAAAAAUAAAGGAAAAAAAAAACCAAGAGGACGUGCCCUAUCAUCUAAGUAAUGGAAAUUCUACGUUUGAUACACCCCCCCACCCCCAUCACCACCCCGUCACACCCCUCCCCCCAUGAUCAUCUGUUCUGUUGUGUCAUUGGAUCAGCGGGGUAACUCCAUUUUUAGGAGCGUCCUUGUGGAGAUGGAACUGUUGGGGCAGCUACACCACCCGACCAGGACCCCCCCACCCCCCCCAACCCUCGACUGUAAACAUGGUGACCAGCUUCAUCCCUUAAGGGGCUGUCAGCAUUUGACUUUGCACUUUUCUUACUUGUGGUUACGAUGGGUACAUGCUAAACAUACCACGGCACAAAAAAGAAAAAAAACAAACAAACCAAAACAUCAAAUUAUAUGGAAUGUAUUCCGAGAAUUAUUAUUGAUAUUCAAAAUUUGAAAGUCGUUUUAUUGAGGAGGAAGUUGAGGGUUCGGCCCAUGGAGGUAAAGCAGCUCUCAUGGAAGCCUCGAUUUUCUGUAUAAUCCCCAAUUUGGGGACCCCCACAGGGAAACUUUACCUGCAAGCGACUGAAGCCGCCGUCCUCAACCCCCCCCUCCCCCCUCGGUGACUCAACCUUCUCCUGGCCUGUAUGGAAGUGCAAGUGUUUGCGACACCCGUUACCUAUGGAUACCGGCGUGUCCGCUGCGAUCCCAACUAACCAUGUUAUCUGUAGCUUUUUGGGGGAAGGCCAGAGGACCUGUCAGCCCCUCCCCCGAUACACCCCCCCUUCCCCCCCCCACAUCAAUUUAAAGAAUGUUUGAAUUCACAAUCAAGUUCCUGUGCUUGCCCUCUUUUCCUUCACCAUACGAUCUCCCGUUUCGCCAAAUUUCAAAGUGUAGCAAAGAGGGAGGGGGGGGGGGGCAAUUCUAUCCAAAUCUGUUAGAAUUGACAUUAAAUGCACUUUGACGUUAGAUUGUGUGGGAUGUAUACUUUUUUCCCCCCUUUUUUUAAAUCGCCUGCAUUCCAUCCAUUCGAAUGUCAACUUUUACACCAUUUCCCACCCCCCCUCCUCGCCCUCCAUAACUGUUUUUGUUCAUACAUGCUCUCCGGUUGGGCUAGACGGCUGUCUGUCCGGCGGGGAGUGCGAGACUCUGGAUUUCAUGUUUUGUUUUUUUUUUAACACUGUAUUUGUGAACAUUUCAGAGCUUUUCUUGAAGAUGGAGGUUGUUUGUUGGUGGUAGGCGAGAAGCCGUGGUUUUCUCGUGGCACUGUUCACGAAGCUGAUGGGUUUGAUCGCGAGGGGUCUGGACUAAGUGAUGUGGGGGGGGCACGGAGCACUGACUGUCAGAUGUUCAUUUUUGACUUGAACUUUGAUAAGCGACACCGGGCCUCGUCAGCCUGUGACUUCACUGGUUCUCAGUGAUCUCCAAGGGCCCUUAACUUUUUCAAAGGGAAGUCCCUUUUAUAAGCUUUGGAGGUACCUCCUCUCAUGAUUAUGAGCCAUUAAGUGAUUUCCAAGUGAUCACCGGACAACCUGGUGGUCCAGACUGCCCUCACACACAAACAGCCUGGCAGCUUCGCCCCCCCCCCUCACCCCGUCCGACUUUGAGUGCCUCAACUGCCACAUAUCACCCCCCCCCCUACACACACACACCCACCAGCUUCAGACCUCCCUUUCAGCCAAAAGCAACGCCAGCACUGCUAGCCUGAUAGCACCGCCCGCCCUAACUACGCUAGUGCAGGUCGACUUAAUGUGACACAUAUCACCGUCCAUCACCCGCGUUGGGAUCGGUGGAGGAACGCCGGGACGUGGGGGUUCUGCUUUGUGAUAAAGGAGCAGGGCAGGGCCAGGGCCGGACUCGUGUCCAGGGCAGCUAAAAUCCCUCUGGCCUUCCCCGCUUCAAACGUGUUCAGCAUCCCCCACCCCGAUGCCUUCAGCACUUCCUCAAAGUGACGGAUAAACAAACCAGCACACACACACAUACACGGGCACACACACACACACACAAACGUGGAAGCGGGUGGCGCGGGUUAGCGAGAAAAUCGAAAGAUGAAUCAUUGAGGGUACCACAGCGUCGUUGUCUCGUUUUCAUCUCACUGGAUUGCGCUGCAUUUAAUUACUGAGUAGCAUCAUUGUUUACAUGCAUAUGAAAGGAUGUGAUGGCUCCGCCCACACCCAGUUCUGGGGCUGUAUCUGUCACAGCAGGCUUGGUGUUUUUAAGCCGCACCCUGCCCCCCGCCCUGCCACCCCACCUAAGCCUGAUCAUGGGUAAUGGAGCUCUAGCCUUUGACGCACUGCACCCCCUAUUUGUCCCACUCACUGCCGAUUUGCUCGUCAGCACUGCGUGGCAUAAUUUUUUUUUUUAAAGUCCAGAAGAAGAGCUGGUUUAAGUUUCUUUCCACCCCCCCCCCCACACAUUUUUCCUAUUCAUGUCACACAUUUUAUGGUAGUUGUAUUUUACGGUCACACUGGUAGAUUCCCCCCCCCCCUCCCUGAGAUUUUUGAUUUCAUCCUGUUUGAUCGAUUCGAAGAGCCAAAAUUGGAGAAAAGAACCAAAUCCCCUUUGACGCCUUCUCAACCGACGAAAAAUGGCGGACGUCCUCGGUAGGAGUAACGAUUUCAAUGGCAUCCAUUCAGCUCAUGCGCACAUAGGUCGGAGAAUUGUCAUAAGAGUGCUUUGAGUCGAAGAAAAAGAAGAAAAAAAAAAGUCAGAGGCAAAAGAGCACAUGAAAUGCACUAAACUAAAAAUGUUCAAAUGUUUUUUUGUUUUUUUUCUUCUGGAGACGCGAGGAGUCUCUCCUGGAAUGUAUUGCCAAACUCAGGCCUGGGACAUUCAACAAAAGACUCUUAGGAAAAGCUUGUUAAACGUGUUAAGACGUGACACAGAAAGGGAACAGUCAGUUUGUUUUUUUUUUAAUGUGUCAAAUUGUCAUCAACGAGUUGAAAUUAUUGCCACUUUCACAUUUGACGUGUUUUACAUAUUGUAGAAUGUAUCGUAAUCGUACAAGCAAUGGUAGAGUGCAUAACAUUACACAUGGGAAGUGCCAAUAAUUUGAGGUUGUUGUUGUCCCCCCCCCCGUCCCAUUUCUGGAUGUGUUCCUUUUUCGAAGUCAUCUUUUAACAUGGGUAACGCUUUUUGUAAGUGAAGCCAUUUUUGAAGAAAGUGUUAGCAAGGACCAAAGUUGUUUUGGUUUUUUUCCUCCCCAAAAAAUUAGUUUCCUCAAGCUGUAAUCAUAGACGUACGUAUCCUCGGUUUUGUUCAUUUUCUUUUCCCUUUUUUUCUAUUUACGUAUAAAAGCAGAAAAUAGACACAAAAAAAAAAAUCUGAUCUUACCCAAGAAGGAAAAGCUUGUGAUCUCAUGUCAUCGUUAUCGUGUUCAUUUCUUUUUACUUUCCUUGGGGUAUGUUGCGAUGAACUGCUGUAAAUUUGUACAGUUCAUGUAAAUUGAUUGUGCGGAAGUUGUACAGAUUUCUAUAUUUUGGAAGAAAAAGUUUGUUUUUUUUUUCUCUGUAAUAAAAUAAAAAGAUUUCCUAUCUUGGCAUCAUA